CUCAAAUGGUACUUCAUUGUAGUAGCUUACAUGAUAGCUCCAUCUCUAGGUUUCAGUAACGCCUAUGGAGCAGGACUAACAGACAUGAACAUGGCUUAUAACUAUGGUAAAGUCGCUCUCUUCAUCUUAGCCGCAAUGUCAGGGAAACAAAACGGUGUCGUUGCAGGACUCGUCGGAUGCGGGUUGAUAAAAUCGAUCGUCUCGAUAUCUUCCGACCUAAUGCACGAUUUCAAGACAGGACAUUUGACGUUGACUUCACCGCGGUCGAUGCUUGUCAGCCAAGCAAUCGGGACGGGGAUCGGCUGCAUCGUGGCUCCUCUCUCAUUCUUUCUGUUUUACAAAGCCUUCGAUGUCGGAAACCCUGAGGGAGAGUAUAAAGCUCCUUACGCUUUGGUUUACAGAAACAUGGCGAUUCUUGGAGUUGAAGGUUUCUCUGCUUUGCCUCUGCAUUGUUUACAGCUUUGCUAUGGAUUCUUCGCGUUUGCGGUGGCGGCGGACGUCGUUAGGGAUCUGUCGCCGGAGAAGGUUGGGAAGUGGGUCCCACUGCCGAUGGCUAUGGCGGUUCCGUUUCUUGUCGGAGGGUAUUUUGCUGUGGAUAUGUGUGUUGGGAGUUUGAUAGUGUUUGUGUGGAACAUGAGGGAUAGAGUUAAAGCCGGUUUGAUGGUACCGGCGGUUGCUUCCGGUUUG
Messenger RNA from Brassica oleracea var. oleracea, 687 nucleotides. Its product is annotated as metal-nicotianamine transporter YSL3-like. Gene Ontology annotation, cellular component: plasma membrane. The transcript has a single exon. Gene Ontology annotation, molecular function: oligopeptide transmembrane transporter activity; iron-nicotianamine transmembrane transporter activity. Gene Ontology annotation, biological process: seed development; response to iron ion. NCBI's taxonomy places the organism in Eukaryota, Viridiplantae, Streptophyta, Magnoliopsida, Brassicales, Brassicaceae. The annotation marks the transcript as partial. The record is from RefSeq and is a predicted model, not a curated record.